UGGAGCCCAGUGGUCGCUAGGUUGCAGGCUGGGGCUCCAGGAAAGUCUGGCGCUCGUGGCAGUGGUGGCAGUGGUGCCAGCUGCAGCACAGAUGGCGGCAGAGCCCGGGCGUUCGUGGACUCAGGCUCGGAGCGCGUAUGGAGCUACUGAGGCGCUGCGGCGUGGCGCGGGACGCCGGCGGGACCCGGGAUCGCAGCCCAACGGGCCAGUCCCCGAAGAAGUCCGCGCCCCAGGGCGCCUGGCUCGCCUUCGGGGCCAGCUCCGCGCCGAGGUGGCCGCGAGGGCAGAGGUGCCAAGACUGCUGAGGGUGGUGGAGCGCGCAGGGGCCGGAGCCGGUGCGGCAGUGACCAGCGACAGGAGCGACGCGCGCAGCGGCGGCUCUGUGUGCUCCGUGUGCGGGGAGCCGCGCAGCGGUGCCACUUACCCGGCGGGCGUCCUGGAAGUGAGCGAGCGGCGGCUGCAGGAGGGCCUCGCGGCCGUUCGCGCCGAGCUGGGCGCGGGAUUAGAGGCGCUGCGCGCUGAGCUGCGCGCCGAGCUGGACGCCCUCCGCGCGCUGCUCCCACCGCCCCUUCCGUCGCCACCGCCCGCCCGCCGCGAGCCCCGUGCUGUCCCCCGCGUCGCGCCCCGAGGUCCAGCUCUGUUGCGGGCGCUUGGCGCUGUGAACGCCUUGGUCGUACCUUCGAGGCCCGACGCAGACGUCCCAGAUGGCCCUACAGAAGGCGGUGCGAACCGAGCCUCAGUCCGGAAGAACCACAAGAAAACCCCCCUGCCACUCGGGGCCCCGCAAGGAGAUUGA
This is a messenger RNA of Cavia porcellus (domestic guinea pig), 796 nucleotides long. RefSeq names its product protein FAM246A-like. NCBI's taxonomy places the organism in Eukaryota, Metazoa, Chordata, Mammalia, Rodentia, Caviidae. The transcript has a single exon. The record is from RefSeq and is a predicted model, not a curated record. Bases 92 to 796 code for a protein of 234 amino acids.